Molecule: messenger RNA, 4354 nt
Organism: Physella acuta
Lineage: Eukaryota; Metazoa; Mollusca; Gastropoda; Physidae
Product: protein GDAP2 homolog
Source: RefSeq, a predicted model, not a curated record
UGUCACAUGAUUUUGUUGUGAAAGUGUACAAAAAAGUAAAGCCUACUGAAUCAAAAAGAAGGAAAAAAUGACAACCGUCUUUGUAACACCCAUGAGCUGAGAUUUUAUUAUUGUAACUACUGCACUGGUCUUCUUGUUAUGAAAAAAUUCUCUUUAAUGAAAACAAAUCAAAUCGACUUUUCAGAGAAGAAUGGAAGCCCUAGGAACACGAGAUGAAAUAGUUGAUACCUCUACAAUAACUAGGUGGAACUUUACCAAACUUCUUGAACAACCAAAAGAAUAUGGUCCUGAUGAUGAGCGAUCACCCUUUCCUUGGAGGAAUGAUCUAAAUUCCAAAAUAGCUUUAUGGAGUGGCAAGCUGACUAGACUGAAUGUCCAUGCUAUCACACACUCCACCAAUGAGCACAUGAAUGAUGUCAACCCACUGAGUGAGGAGCUCUUCAAGCAAGGAGGGCCAGGACUGGUUAAAGAAGUUCAAGAAGACAUUAGGGUGUGUAAGACAGGAGAGGCCAAACUUUCUAAAGGUCACAAUUUGAUAGCUCGUUAUGUAAUUCACUCUGUAAGUCCCAGGUACAAUGUCAAGUACAUCACAGCAGCUGAGAGCGCCCUGUUCAGUUGUUACAGAACCAUUAUGCAGAUAUGCAAAGAAGCAGAUAUACGAACACUAGGCUUGGGAGCCAUACACACAUUACGGAGAAAUUAUCCACCAGAAAAAGGAGCUCAUAUAGCAAUACGUACAGUUAGACGGUUUUUAGAAAAGUUUUCAGAUUCAUUUGAUCUUAUCAUUUUUGUAUGCAAUGAUGAAAAUUUGGAAGUUUACAACAAAAUUUUACCCCUGUACUUUCCAAGAAGUUCAAAUGAAGAAGAAUUUGCCUUUGAUCAUUUACCUAGUGAUAUUGGAAAUGAUGAGGGAGAGCCUAUAAUCAAAGAACGUCAGAUUAGAAUUUUAGACAAGCCUACAUUUGCCGCCUUAAAGGCUGGGAAUGAGGACUUUGAACAAACUAUUGACCUGAACAAAGUCUUUUCACAAUCAAUCAACAUGGACGUAGGGCACCAUCCAUUUUCCAGCAUGGAGGAAGAUCCAGACAAAGUAAAAGCCAGCAAAAUGCUCCAGAAUUAUUCCUCAGAUCAAAAGAAAAUUGAAGCUAGGAGGAGGUAUGAGAUGUUGCUACAAAGGUCAAAGACAGAGGACCUGACAGACAUAGCAGCCCUGCACUGUUUAUACCGAACAGGUGUGGACAGAUUUGGCAGGCCAAUAGUUGUUGUGGUGGGGAAAAACUAUCCCGCACACACAGCCGACCCAGAAAAGACCCUACUGUACAUGAUCCGUAUCAUGGACCCUGUGGUGGAGACGGAAUAUGUUGUCGUGUACUUCCACACAGAGAGUGGUGGCAAGAACCAGCCAGCCAUGGCCUACUUCAAGAUGGUCUACAACCUAUUGGAUCACAGGUACAGGAAAAACCUCAAACAUUUCUACAUUGUUCACCCAACAUGGUGGUCUAAGCUGGCCACCUGGUUCUUCACCACCUUCGCAGCCUCCGACAUCAAGCACAAAGUGCACAACCUGAAAGGUGUACAGUACCUGUACACAAAGAUCAACCCUGACCAGAUUGAUGUCCCCACCUUUGUACAAGAACACGAUAUCAAGGUGAAUGGGGCCCGCUAUGUCGUACCAGAACCAGACUCUCAAGAAGGGCUCUAGAAUUAACCCUAAUUAGUGUUAAUUAUAUUGUUUUUUAGCAAUCAAUUAAUUUUAUAGGUUUGUUGUAAAAUUUAUUGAUGUACAAAUGGGUAAGUUGACUGGUACAUUUUAAAAAUUCUUGCAACAGCAACAAGUUUAGUCUGUAAAUAAAUAAAAAAAGUUGGAUUUUGAGCUAUACCAAAUCUAUGAUAUCCAUCUGUAUUGCUUUUGCAGGCUUACACACUUAAUAUUAACGUAAAUAAAUGCAAAAUUUGAUUCUAAAUGAAUGUUUUUAAAUUGAUAAAUGGCAUAGAAAUGUUGUGAUUAUUUAAUGUUAUCUGUAUAUGAUUAAUUUUUUAAUGUUGAAGAUAGUAGGAAUAAUAAUCAUGUCACAAUUUAAUGUUUAAAAAAAAUUGUUAUUUUUCUGUAGUCUUUGUCUAAUUUUAAAAUGUUUUUAUAGUCAACCGUGGACAAAAUUACUUACCUGGUAUCCCAAUAAAGUCCUAGUCAUUGUGCAUAAUUUUGAAUCAUGUUUUCAUCUAGUUUACAUUAAAGAAAUUUAUCAAGAAUCAAAUGAUAAACAUUAAAAAUAAACUUUUUUCAGUACAAUAUAUUUCCACAAUUAAAGAAAAAAGUCCACUUCCCCUCGUGUUCUUGGCAUUUGUUUUUCUACUCACAUUUUUCGCCACAUAUCAGCUUUUUAAAUUGUGGGGGAGAGAUGGGAAGUCAUUCAUUAAAUUUUUUUAAGCUGUUUGAGUUAUGUUGACCUGUACUUAAUUGUGUGCCAUAAUUACAAAAUAAUGAAAACUUUUGUUUAUUAUUUUUUUAUGAGUCUGACAAAGUUUGUUUACCUCCAAUAAUAAAUUAAAUAAUAAUUUAUUUUAUUAAUUUAAAUAAAAAAUAAUUUUUUGUGUCCUAAUUUUUCUUAAAAUAUUUUUUCCAUUAAUUUACAAUAGCUUUUUAAAUCGUUGUAAUGUCUACAUAUUUGGUGUAGUUAUAUGUUUGCAAUAAAACUCCAUCGCGCCAAUUUUUCUGGAAAAUUGCCUUCUGGUUUAGACCUACCAAAUAAAUUGUUUGUCAUCAACAGAAUAUUGACUACAUUAAAAUUCAUUCAAUUUGAUUAAAAAAGAAUUUUUUUUUCAAUUUUUCAAUAUCUACUUGUUACCAUUUAAAGAAAAAAUAAUUUUUUUGUUGGUAAUUUUAUGUAGUAUGUUGUAAGAAUUUGAAAAAUCGCAUUUUUAGAAUAUGAUAAUUUACUUUGUAAAAAUUCAGAUGUCGUGUGGUGUUUCAUUAUAUGGUAGACUACACUGAAGUAACGAAUUUUCUUGACAAUGUUGUGUUGAAUGGUGCAAUGUAAUUCAGAUUCCUAUAGUUUAUUUAUACACAAUGAUGUUUCCAUUAUAAUUGGUACUGAGCUGUACAGUAUUAAAAAAAUCAUUGUAAAUGCCAUAAAGUACUGAAAGCAAUACGAUAGUUCGCCCUUUGUGUGUAUAUAUGGGUUGUUUUUGUACUAACUUCGAGCAGUGUUAAUAUGUAUGGGCCAGUGUAGGACCUCCAACAUGAUUUAGUAUUGUUCUGUGCAUUGCAGAAUUUAUAAGUAUUUUCUUAACUGUGUUAAUCUAAGUACGUAGCUGUUUGUUAAUACUUGUUGUAACUACAUUCAACUUAUUUUAAAAUUUUUCGUAAAGAACAUAAAAUUUGUAGACAAUUAUGUACUUACUUCCCUUUAAUUUAACCCUUGUUUUUUUUUUUACAAUUACACCACUUUUUUAUACGAUUUUCACAAUACAGUUGAUCUCUUCAGCCGAUUUCUUUUUUUUUUAACGUUUUUAAAAAUCUGCAUUGUGUUCUUUUGUUCAAAUCCCUGUGAGUUUUUAUAUCUUUUCUUUCUUGUCCUUAAGUCAACAAACUUUGAAAACCUUUGUUAAGUGCUGAUUGAUAGGGUUUUUUGAAUAAAAAUGAGGAUAAAGAAAUGUUUGGGCAAUUUUUUUUACCUUUUGAUCCUCAUUCUUUUCUUUGUCAAUGUUAACACACAAAAAUUGUUUUUAUAAUAAUUUUUUUUUUACCUUUUCUACUUGCUUCAAAUUUAAUGGAGCAUUUAGAAGUCUGUUGAAUGUAGAACUCACUUUUUAUUGGGGAAUCUAAACAAUGUUGAAAAAACAAACAACUUGAGUCAUGUUUUCUAAAUAUUAUUGUUUAUCUGAAAUGUUUGUAUUAACAUUGCAGGCUUUAUAAUGCUGGACAGCAGUACGGAAGGGGUUUUAAAUAAAAGCAAUGUUUUUGUUUAACAUUGUUGAUUAAAAAAAACAAUGAAUAAUACCUUUUAUUUUCAGCUGCUUUGUACAUUUCCUAACCAAAAAAUUCUAAAGGCCAUUCGGUUAUUAUUUUUUUAUUAAAAUAUAAAUGCAAGAUUUUCAAAUAGUUAUAAAAACUCUUAGAUAAUUUAGUUAAGGCAUCUCUUGAAUAUUAUUCAGUAUCACAUAGUUUAAAAUCUGCAAUGCAUCAUGGCUGCUAAAAAUAGCCAUAGUGAAAAGCCAGGGGGAAUCACCCAUCUUUAAUCAUGUUUUGUUAAUCUGCCACAAGCCAGGGUGGUCUGACUUGUGGUAGUUACUUUGUAGCUCAAUGGAUACCAGUAGGCAUUAUUGUUUUUAAUAAUAGUUUUUUAAACUGAAA